Molecule: messenger RNA, 3381 nt
Organism: Nicrophorus vespilloides
Lineage: Eukaryota; Metazoa; Arthropoda; Insecta; Coleoptera; Silphidae
Product: probable phosphorylase b kinase regulatory subunit beta
Exons: 16
Coding region: 80-3301 (1073 amino acids)
Biological process (GO): glycogen metabolic process
Cellular component (GO): phosphorylase kinase complex
Molecular function (GO): calmodulin binding
Source: RefSeq, a predicted model, not a curated record
UCUGCUGUCACCCUUAUAACCUUUGACAUCUUUUAAUUAUUUUAUAUCACGUAACAACAAUUAGCAUUAAUUAGACAAAAUGUAUAGUCGACGAACAACCAGACAGAAUAGUAUGAUGGAUGAUAAUGUUGAGCAAUUUUUAAAUAUAGCUAAUUAUGAAGAUACAGUGAGACAAUUGGAUAUAUAUUAUGGAUUAGUCAAAAGACAAUUGCUUCAAUUUCAAAGUCCAAUUACUGGACUAUUUCCAGCUUCUUCAGUUGAUGAUGUUGUUGCUAGUGUUAGGGAUAGUGUAUACUGUGCAGCUGCUGUAUGGGGUCUUUAUCAAUCUUAUAGGAGAAUUGAUGAUGAUCGAGGAAAAUCAUAUGAGUUGGGUCAAUCAGCUGUUAAAUGUAUGAGAGGAAUCUUGGAAUGUUGGAUAAAGCAAGCUAAUCGAAUAGAAUCAUUCAAGAGUAAUCAGUGCAAUGCACAGGCACUCCAUGUGAAAUUCCAUUUGAUGACUGGUAUGGAAAUAUACACUGAUGAAGAGUAUAACCAUUUGCAAAUUGAUGUUGUAUCAAUAUAUUUACUAUUUUUGGUACAAAUGAUAACUUCUGGUUUACAGAUUAUUUAUACACAGGAUGAAGUAGCUUUUGUUCAAAAUUUGGUUUACUAUGUUGAAAGAGCAUAUAGGACACCAGAUUUUGGAUUAUGGGAAAGAGGAAGCAAAUACAAUGAUGGAACACCUGAAAUUCAUGCAAGUUCAAUUGGUUUAGCCAAAGCAGCGUUAGAGGCAAUAAAUGGAUGUAAUUUAUUUGGUGAAAAUGGGGCUGCGUGGAGCGUGGUGUAUGUUGAUAUUGAUGCCCAUAAUCGUAACAGGAGUAUAUUUGAAACUAUGCUGCCAAGAGAAUCUUCAUCAAAAGCAAUAGAUGCAGCUCUUUUAAGUACAAUAUCGUUUCCAGCAUUUGCCACUCACGAAGAAUUGUUAUAUUCCAAUACGAAAUCUCAUAUUGUGAACAAAUUGAAAGGUAGCCAUGGUUUUAAACGAUAUAGUCGUGAUGGAUAUAAUUGUGUUCUAGAAGAUCCAUCAAGAAGAUAUUAUAAGAAAGGAGAAAUCAAGCAUUUCGAAAAUUUGGAAUGCGAGUGGCCGUUAUUUUAUAUUUACAUGAUAAUCGACGGCGUAUUCAAAACCUUGCCAGAUCAAGUUAACGAAUAUCAAGAAUUGUUAAAAUCAAUUAUGUUACAUGAUCAGUAUGGAGAUCCUUGCAUACCAAAAUAUUUUUACGUGACUAAAGAGAAUGCUGAACAAGAGACUCUUGAUCCAGGUUCAGUUACAAAGAAACCAUGUGUCGAGUCUGGUAUAUUUUUAUGGAAUCAAGCUUUAUUUAUAUUAUCUCAAUUAUUGACAAGCGGAUUAUUACAUGUAAAUGAAUUAGAUCCGAUUCGCAGAUAUUUGCCAUCGUACAAUAGACCCAGAAAAGGUGGCCGGUAUUCAGCUUUUCAGACCAAAAGUUCAUUUGGAACUGCAACUGAUCUUGUUGUACAGAUUGUACUCAUAGCUGAAUCGACCCGAUUGCAAGCCAUGAUGGCCACAUAUGGAAUUCAAACUCAAACGCCGCAUGAAGUAGAACCCGUACAAAUUUGGUCAUCGUCUCAGUUAGUAAAAGUUUACAAACAGUUGGGAGUGAACAAAAAAUUGAAUCUAAAUGGACGACCGGGCAGACCUAUUGGAAGCUUGGGAACUAGCAAAAUAUAUAGAGUUUACGGAAGCACCGUACUCUGCUACCCAUUAAUUUUUGAAGUAUCCGAGUUCUACUUAUAUCGUGACAUGGCUUUAUUAAUUGAAGAUAUCAAAACGGAACUGCAAUUUGUUGGACGAUAUUGGAGGCUCUCCGGCCGACCAACUGUAUGCCUAUUAAUUAUGGAAGAACAUAUGAGAGAUCCACAGUUUAAAAAAAUGCUGGAUUUACUAGCGAUGUUGAAAAAAGGAUAUUGCGAUGGAACGAAAGUAAGAAUUGGAAGAUUGCAAAAUUUGAUAUCCAGUUCAUGCGUAGAGCACUUGGACUUCAUGAAUAUUCUUGAUCUGGAUUUCACUUUCAAAACGUUCAACCAGUUUAAACAAUUAGAACACGAUUCCAUUGGUUAUCAAAGUUUAACAGAUAUAUCAAAGACUGCCGAAUGUAGUAACGCAUUGGAAGAUUUUAAAGAAUAUUUGCAUAUGCCAUUAACGGACAUAUUGGAAGAAAUAAAAACAUGUUCGAGUAUUUAUUUGAAAUGCCAAUUGCUCGGGUACGUAAUGAAAACGAUGGGAAGAGAGUUUGUAAUGCAAGGAAAGACUGUUAUUGAGCAUAUUCAAAAUUUGUACCAUCAAGCAGGAAGUUUAAGACAUUGGGCUGCUGUUCGCUAUGCAAGUAGUUUACUUCAUCACACAGUUGAUUCAAUAAGUCCUUUUAUUACAGCUGUUUUGGUACACGGGAAACAGUUAACUGUCGGUGUUGUGGGACAAAACGAAAUUGUAUUUGAGAAACCGAUGACACCUAGCGAAAUACAGACUGUAAUUUACAACACGGUAUUUCCUUUCGAUGUCAUUCAAGCCGUACUUCAACAAGAGAUUAUAUUGUAUUGUGGCCGUCUAAUUUCCACCGACCCUAUACUAUUCCGAGGUAUUCUUAAAAUUCGAGUUGGAUGGGUUUUAGAAGCUAUUAAAUUAUAUCUGAAUAUUAGAGGCUCAGAAAGACUACUUGAGAAUCAUAGUCCAUUCGAAGUUAGACAAUUGCUAGUCAAAGUAUUUUCAAUUCAAGAAUGGGCAACUAAAGAACAUCUAACUCCAUUAGAACGUCGGCAAAUCGAAGGAUGUCUUUGCAGAGUACCAAAAUCGUUUUACAAUAAAGUGUGGGAUGUUAUGUUACGCACGCCCCAUGGUAUUAAAGUAUCUGGAAAUAUUAUGAAUCAGCAGUCUACUAUUUCUAAUAUGACUCGUUCCGAAAUUCAAUUUGCACUCCUUGUUGAAGAGAUGCUGAAUAGCAUACAACAACCUGAAUAUAGGCAAUUGGUUGUUGAAUUAUUAUCAAUAGUUUCAACUAUUUUAGUAAGAAACCCUGAGUUAAAGUUUAAUGAUACAUUGGAUUUGGAGCAGUUGAUUUUAGAUGCAGCACACAUGUAUAUAAAGGACAAUAAUAUAAAAGAUAAUGAUAUAUCCAAUCUAUUUAAAGCGCCAACAACUCUGUCAAUGGGAUAUUUAGCAAGAGCUGUUGUUAAUACAGUGUUAAAAGGUGAAAUUUCAAACGAAAUUGAACAUCAUGCCACAAAUUGUAAUAUUACUUGAAAAUCUAGAGAUAUUUGGAAUAUAGUAUUUAUAUUUCUAUUAUAUUCUACACAACCCAUUUCAUUCAAAUACCCCGCCAU